This is a messenger RNA of Aspergillus alliaceus, 2373 nucleotides long. RefSeq names its product E3 ubiquitin-protein ligase BRE1. The transcript is spliced from 5 exons. The coding region runs from base 129 to 2309 and encodes 726 amino acids. The record is from RefSeq and is a predicted model, not a curated record. Gene Ontology annotation, molecular function: ubiquitin protein ligase activity. NCBI's taxonomy places the organism in Eukaryota, Fungi, Ascomycota, Eurotiomycetes, Eurotiales, Aspergillaceae. Gene Ontology annotation, cellular component: nucleus; HULC complex.
CUUUCAUCCCUCCAUCCUUACCAGCAUCACCCUUUCCCCCUCGGUCGGAUACUGUUGCGGCUUCCCCUCCCAGUUCGUUACUGCUCAGUGGUGACGGCUUUACUCUCCUUAUGCCUUUUUAGCCACUGAUGCCGGCCGCCGAAGCAUCCCCCGUCGCAUCCUCCGAGUCCGGUUUUGUCAAGAUGGAAGACCGGAAGAGAGCUGCCACGUCUGACCACAAUGAUUCGGCACCACCAUUGAAGAAGCAAGCAACUUCUGUCAAUGGGGGUAGUAAGCCCCACCCAGAUGCUGAUAUGCCAUGGAAAGAUGACUUGGAGCGAUUCCAGAAGGAUGCGAUAUGGCGCCAAAUGCAGGAAUAUAAACGUGAGAAGGUCUCUCUGGAGGCCAAAGUGAAGGACAUGUUAAAAGCCACCGCUCGCCAUAAUGAGCACCUGCGUGUCAUUGACACUUGGUAUAACCAGUUGAUCGACGAGGUCAAACUACUACUGGGCGCUGCGGAGGAUAUGAAGGGCGAUCGGCCCUCAUUUCAAAGUUCUUUAUUAUUCGAUGACGUUGCCAAUUUUGAGGAACAUCUCAAAUCACGGUCAAAUGAUAUACGUGACAUUAUCUCUCGCCUUAUUACCAAUACGCCAAAAGCUACGCUUGAAGUAUCAGAGUUACAGAGUCAACUCGCUAAGAAACUGGCGGAAGAAAAGGCCACUAUCGCUGAACUUGAGAAGGCUUUAUCCGAAAAGCAGCAAUUAGAAGAGAGUUUAGAAGAAGCCUCACUACGGUACAUGGUAGCCGAGAAGAAACUGGAUCGUGCACGGAGCUUAACGGUCGCCAAACUUGAGAAACAAUAUAUCUUAGGCCCCCAACGGCCUGGAGGUGACGGUGCAUCUGGACAACGAGAGGAGCAAUCGGCUUCAAACGGUGUGACACCUAGUGCCGAACGUGGCCCUGAAUCUGACGAAGCACACAAUAAGCUAGUGGCCAUAUCAGAAAAGCAAAAAGAGCAGUUACAGAAGUUGGAGGCCGAAAAUGCCAAUCUACUAAGUCAGAUCACUGAUCUAAAUAUAAAGCGUUCGAAACUUACCGACGAUGAUUAUGCGCAUACGGACUUGUUCAAACAAAUGCGAUCACAGUAUGACGACGUGGUGAAAAGGAUCAAUCACUUGGAGGCAACUAAUGUCCAACUACGCGAGGAAGCCGUGAAGCUACGAUCGGAACGGACAGCAUAUCGCAACCAGGUUGACGAAGAGACGCAAAAUGUUCUUGCUGAGAAGGAAGCGCAGUUGAUGCGGGCCGAAACGGAUCUGGCGCGGAUACGGAACGCACGUGACGAGCUGUUGGCCGACCAGCAGAUGCGCAAGGCCGCGCAAGAACAGGAGAAGAUCGCUACUCUCAAGGUUCAGGAGCUCACAAGUGCUGGCGAUGCUCGAAUUGCUUCCUUAGAGUCGGAGGUGGAACGUCUACGUCUACAAGUGGAAAAUGCGAAAGCCACACAACCAGGCUCCGGCGACCUUCCAGUCGAGGAGUUGCGUGCCAAGUAUCAGGUACUUGAACGUCAAUAUGCAAUGCUAAACACUGAAUUAUCCUCUAUGCAAACAGCCUGCAAGAAAUACUCUGCGCUGGCUUCGCAAAAAGUGACAGACUUUAGUGUCUUAGAAGAAAAGGUGGCACGUUUGACUGCCGAGAAGUCGAAAGCCGACCAGAAAUACUUCGCCGCAAUGAAGAGCAAGGAGGCGCGUGAUCUGGAAGUGCGAACACUGAGGGUGCAGAACUCAAAGAGCUCAGAUAUCGUUUCGCAGUUGAAGGAAUCCGAAGCUGCUACGCGUUCGUUGUUGGCGAACAUGGAGAAACAAGUCAGCGAGACCAAGGAAGCCUUGAACUCUAUGAUGAGUAAGCACCAUGCUGCACAACAACAAUUGACAGAGAAUGGUAUUGUCAUAGAAGGUUUAAAGGGACAGAUCAAUGAGCUGAAGACAUUAUCAACGUCCAAGGAUGCAACGCUGGCAAGCACCUCCAGUGCUUGUCGGCAAGCAGAGACCGAGAUCGAAGGGCUAAAGGCAACACUUGCGGAUACUAAGAAGAGCCUGGAUAAUUGGAAGAACAAGAGCCUAGGAAGUUCUUCAUCCGAAUACGAGAUGUUGAGGACACUGGCACUCUGUACCGUUUGUCGCAGGAACUUCAAGAAUACCGCAAUCAAAACCUGCGGCCAUGUUUUUUGCAAGGACUGCGUCGAGGAACGUCUCACUUCUCGUUCUCGAAAAUGCCCGAAUUGCAACCGAUCGUUCGGAAAUAAUGAUUAUAUGCACAUUACCCUUUAGGAUCUUUAUUCUUGGCCUAAUCUCGCAAAUUCUCCUGUACCAUAGUUUCUUUCGCCCUUUCUAU